AUGGGACGUCAUUCGACUUCUGAAAUCUUUGACAAUGAGUCUAAAAUCGACUUCGGGGUGCCGAGCAAGACUCUCGAGGACAAAUCCCCUCCAGCGGGUCUGGGGUUGGGGAGCUCAGUACAGCUUUUCGAUAUCGAGCAAUCAUCAAUAGUGGAAGAAGAGCGCAUAGUCGGGGUACAGCAAUGGCUUGUCUUUAUUUGCAUCAUUGUAUUGGCAACUAUGGACUCUUUCAACUCGACUAUCUUGAUCCCCGCCAUUCCUGGCCUCGCCAACCUUUUCAACACGUCUUUAGCGAGUACUCUCUGGGCCACGACUGUAUAUCUCUUAUUCGGCGCAGCAAGCCAUCUAUACUUCACCAUGAUGAGCGAAGUAUUCCACCAUGGUCCCGUAUGGAUCCUCGCCGUCCUCCUCGCAACAAUCGGCACAGGGGUAUGCGGCGGCUCCCUAAGCCUAGGCGAAUUGAUCAUCGGUCGCAUAAUCCAAGGUACCGGCGGCGGCGGCGCAAUGGCCCUCUGUUUCGUCGCCAUGAAGGAAUCCGCCCCUGAAGCAAUCCACUCACGGUACUCCUGCUAUAUCGUGCUUAUGCGAAUGGGCGGUGCGAUCUUGGGUCUUAUUUGCGGUGGUCUGUUUAUUGACCACGGUCACUGGACUUGGUCAUUCUAUUUCAAUUUCGCUUUCUGCGCCCUCGGUCUACUGGGUAUUCCAUUUGCGGUGGAUUUGCGCGUCUCAAAACAUGUGCCGCUGCGCAAAAUGCGCACCCUCGACUGGGUGGGUGUGAGUAUGGCGUUUUUUGGUGCCGCGGGUAUACUUGUUGGCCUUUCUUGGGGUGGGAUUUCGUACCGCUGGUCGGAGUGGGAGACUAUCGUGCCCAUUGUAGUCGGGGCUGUUCUUAUCCUGGCUUUGGGGCUCUAUGAGUCCAAGUGGGCCUUGCAUCCGCUGUUCGGUGGAUUCUUUCGGUCGAAAAUGAUGUCGAUGACAUAUCUCGGAUGCUUCUUGCAUGGUCUCGUGUUCCUGUCUCAUGUGCAAUUCUUCGCUCUGUACUUCAUGUCGACUCUUUACAUGUCAGCGACGAUCUCCGGAAUGGCUUUGCUUUCCUUGGUUGGACUUUCGAUUGCUCCAGUGGCGAUAGUGGGCAUGAUCCUCGCCCGAGAAAUGGAAUGUACCCAGUGGAUUAUAUCUGCAGGAUGGACAUUGACCAUUCUCGCGAGUGGCUGUUCAAUUCUUUUGAACAACAUAACCCCGACAAUUGCCUGGGUCCUGUUGCUAUUCACAGCCGGGCUGGGCCACGGCCUCCUGCUCUCUGGUUACAAUGUUCGCGUUCGAAAUGUUCCCAAGGAUGAAGAUACUCCGCUUUCAAGUCUCCCGACAACAAUCGCCUAUUACAUGAGAGCCUGGGGUUGGGCAUCUGCUAUACCUAUUGGUGGCGCGGUGCUCCUGAACACACUCGGUGUUGGCCUGGCAGAUGUUGGGCUACACCCAAGUCUGGUCAAUUCGGCAAAUGGGUAUCUUAUCCUGAUGAAGGACUUUGGUGUGACGGCUCAGCAACAAGAUGCGGUCAGCCUUGCUUCUGUUGCUGCAUUCCGGGCUUUAUGGGGGGUCGUCACUGGCUUUUCCAUUCUUGGGGGUCUUUCAUCGGCUUUCCUGUGGCGAAGAAGCAGGGAAUAA
Molecule: messenger RNA, 1665 nt
Organism: Penicillium olsonii
Lineage: Eukaryota; Fungi; Ascomycota; Eurotiomycetes; Eurotiales; Aspergillaceae
Source: the annotation of a GenBank genome assembly